AUGGAGGAAACAAGCCCUAGAAGAAUUGAAAAUAACUGGACUUCAGGUGAGGAAAUCAGAAAAAAGUCAUUGUACGAUAAGCAAUGCUGUCUAGCCUGACUCGCCUCCAGUCGUCUCUUAAGAUUUGUAGGCGGUCAUGGAAUGGUCGAGGGGGACUAUUACGCGCAUCCCUCUUUAACAUUUAAUUAGGAGACAAAAGAGACGACUGGGGACGACUGCUGAUGCUGCUUCCUUUUGUACAACUACAACACCAGGGUGAUACCUCUUAUUAGUAAAAUCCAACUAGUGGUCUAUAAUCAAUGCUGCGUUCUGAUUGGUUGAGCUACUACUAGGCUAAGUGUUAUAGCCUACUAGUAGCGAAAAUCGCCGGCUUUUUGGCUGCAAAAAGGGAUUAAAGUCUAGCUUCAACUAUCUAAAAUUUUUUUAUUCUCGAUAUUUUUGACCAACUAGGUGGAUUUUACUAAAACAAUUAUUCCUCUCGCCCUCAUGGCUUCUGAGUCAAGACUCAGAGCCUAUUCGGGCGCGAGAAAUAAUAAUAUUGUUAACUAGCCGGUUUCAAGAUCCAUUAUGUAAAUUACGGACCGAGUUUCCGUAAUCUACAGUAGGGUCCGAGAAAACGAGGCUAUAAGAUAUUUAUUAUGUGGCUUCCUGCUUGGGGGAGCGGAAACAAGUGCAGGACAGGUGAUUUGAUUUAAUUUGACCACAAAAAAAAGUUUACUGGAUCACCAAAACAAUAGCACAUCACAAAUGCAAAGGGCCCAUUUAAAAACGUUUAUUCGAUCAGAACUAAAAGCUCGGUAAGUUUUAGUUUGCCAAUCUGACACAGCUGUAUUUUAAAAAAUAGACCUUGUGUCUGGCUCGUACGGUGGGUCGAAGUCGCUUCCAAUUUUAUGUUGGUCUAAGAAAAAAAAAAACACUGCAAAUGGCAAAGAAGCUUGAGGAGAUUAUCAGGUGCAGGAACGUUUGUUAUGAUUGUAGAAGGAAUAGCUUGUUGGCAAAAAGUCUUGUAUCUCUGCCAGUCCAUUGUCAACUUUUUUACUGUGAUCUGCGAUAAAAUUUUCGAUCACCGACGAGAAUCCUCUUUCGCGAUGAGACUUCUUCACCUUCGUUCUCGAAUGAACAACACAAGCUAAAAAUUGGAAUCCAAAGUAGACAGACCGCAAAUUAUCUUAGUUGGUAAAAAAUAUAUAUCUACGUGUCGCAACUGUUCAUCAGUAGGAUGCCUAAAAUGCGUGCAAUUCCACAAUUGGUUUGGGCUCCAUUAAAUCCUAUACCAAUUACAGAACAUUUUAGGAGGAGCGACCCACCAUGUGAGCACAGUCACGGACAAUGUAAAGUGAGGAAAAUAACGCAAAGUAAAAUUAAGACGUUAAUAAACGAACUAAAUGUACACGUCAAUUAAAUAAAUAAACAAAUAAUUCGCGCGCUCAAAAUAAAAUUGUACGCGCACACGUACCGAGAUACAUCUGAAAUACAACACUAUGCAAUAAAUAAGUAAUGUAAGGAUACGAUGGUGCAAUUCAAGCCAGGAUUGCUAAUCUCAUCUCCCGCAGGGCUGCACCAUACUUCUCGACGAUAAGACCAUGGCGACUGAAGAAUUUAUUAAAUGAUUUCUGACGUAGAUUGGUUUCAAAGCCUGGCUGUCUGAGUCGUAAUGAAAGUCCACGGAGUCUAUUGAUGAAGUCAACUUGACUUCAAAUUCGACGUGCAAAUUCUAGCAUAUCUCACCAGUUGAGAUAUAUAAACACCGUAAGCUGGAUUAGCGGGAAUGUUGCUGUCCAUAUGAGGAAAGUUGACAAUCCGAAAUGCAAAGUCCUCUCUCUUAUCGUAGAUGCUGAUACGGAAGGGUGUGUUUUCGCCAGUCUUUCCAGGACGACGUCAACUUCCAAGCAUGUUCUCAGGAUUGCAAACAGUGAUAACUUUAUUUCAAUCAUUUUUUCGAGAUAAAAAGAUUUAGAGCUGCAAACUGAACAUUUAUGUUUGAAGUUGCUGUCCGUACAGUAAGUUAUAGACAGCAAAUUGACCAAUCGCAAGGCGAAAACAGACUUAGCAAAAUAAAUUAAAGCUUUAUAGGCCAGCUUUAUAGGACCAAUAAUGGCCUAGCAAGGCCAUUAAGAGUAGUAGUAUAACAAAAGUUUGGGAAACAAUACCUUUAAUUUGAUUUGAAACGGGUUUUUAUGUCGAAACAUAAAUUCUGGACAUGCUUUGGUUUCAAGGGAAACAUCGUUAGAUAAUUUGGGCUUGACUUGACCAUACAAUGCGGAGGUGUUUCCGACGUUUCUUUGAUAGCUGCAGUAGUUCGUUUUCGUUGUGUACUCGUUUCCUUUUUCGUGUUUAUGACUUGGGGAAAAAGACGGGAAACUCCUUGUGUGAUAACCAGACUUCUCUUAGUUCCCGAAAAUACUCCUGCUUUUAGCCAUUGCUUUCUUUCGUGGCUUUUUAAUCAAUGCGUUUGAGGCAGGUGAUAACUCAAAGAGAGUAACUCUGGCUUGCCAUAUACCGGGCAAUCUCUCUUGAAUUUAUACGGCAUCGUUACCACACGAGAACCUCCAAUAUACGAAGGAAAUAAGUUGUUUUCCGGUUUAUAUAGCUUCGCUAAUCAAAUUUAAUGUCAUCAAUAGUCGAUCUAAGAUCGAUUAUUAUUCAGGAAAGAGAACGUUUAGUAACCUCGCCUUCACCGAUUUUCUAUAAAAGAGACGCGUUACUUUCUGAAGUUUGGUUUAUUAUCAGAACGCGUGCGGUUCAAACCAAAAAUGUGGAACAGUAACCAUCAUCAUAGCCUCUUCAACAAGGUCAUGAAAAUUUGGAAGUAGAAAGCGAAGAAAGCUAUUUCUCCCAAGAAAGCGAAGUAUCUCAAGCUAGCCAAGGAAUGGAGUCUUCCCAAGUAGAAACAGAGCACUUAGAGCCUUGGUCACGCAUUUUUUAUGAAGCCGAAAAACGCCACGAGACAGAGCUCAACGCUUUGAUCAAUCAAUUACGCAGAGAACGGAGAUUCAGAAAACGUGGCUCGUAUUAAAUCCGAGAAUGCUCUUCUUCCUGUUUACAGGAAAGAGCUGAGAAAAGUACUCUCAGAGUAUCUACGGUGGAUGCGUACAAUAAAAACAGAAUUAAAGGAUAUACGGAUCAGUUAUACACGCAAACCUCAAUUACAAUUGUAUAUUUGUUCCUGGUCCCCUUGAGUACUGAUUAACUACAUUGAUGUUUCCAAUUCAUGUAUUUUUGAAUAAAAAUACAUUUUCAAAGCUUUAUAGGAUGGAUCAAUCCCCGCUGUCAAAGACGCGUCAUGCUUAUCGCCAUUCUACAAGUCAUGCAUGUAUAAAUAAUAAACACCAGAACUAUAUAUUGAUACAAAGUAGAAUGGGUCAAGAUGUGUACUUUAUUGUUAUUUUCUUGUCCUAUAAUAAUGUCUUCUAUUGUUGCCGUCUCGACGUGAAUAGGGUAAGUUGUCAAUGAUUACCAGCAACAAACAUGGUCGUGUCUGAAUAAAAGUGUGAAAAAGCUCUUGUUUGUUUUAUAAUUUCAGUUGCUUAUACUAGAUUAUAAGUGUUAAGUUCAUGUGACCGUACUUCUUCUCCAUUCAGGACCGGGAGAAUUAUUAUUAUUAUUAUUGAUAUUAUAAUUAUUGUUAUUGUUGUCAACAGAGUUGUUACAAGAACUGUUAAUUUACCACUAUGCAUGAUCGAGCUGACUUACCGAUUAUCGUAUAAGUUAUUGGUCGUUCUAGGUAGUAUGUGACAAGAACUUUCCUCGUCAGCAGCUAGUACGUCUAGUUUAAUUAUAUUUGCUUGAGGAGUUUGUCUCAGUUUUAAAAAAUAAUAAUAUUUGCUUAUUUGUUUUGUUUUGUUAUCCAAGGAAAAAUGAAAACUACUGAGGCUGAGCAUGUAGCAAUAAAGCCAGAGAGAAAACAAGAAAAUAAAAGUGAUUCGUACCCCGAAAAGAAUCUCCCCGACACUUUAAAAAUGUGGAUCAAUUUUGCAAAUGCCACUUCUUUACAUGGUAUUCGCUACGUGUUCUGGAAGCGACCACUCUGGGCCAGGAUUGGCUGGCUUCUUAUUCUGCUGGCAUUCACGGCCUAUUUUCUGUACACAGCACACAGUUCUCUGGUUAAGUACUGCAGCUGGCCCAUAAAUACCGUCAUAACACAAAAAUAUACAGAUAAGCUGGACUUUCCGGCUGUAACAAUUUGUCCACUUAAUCUUGUAAGUAAGAAAAAGAUGUUUGCCCUGGAAGGGGACCCCAGUUACGUCAAACAUGGCCUCAAUGACAGUAUGUGUUCUGCCACGGCCGCAGUUCGUGAAGGGAAACCUUGUGGAGCUGCAAUGAUGUGCUGUUGCUUGAGUUUUAUUUUCCUCGACGGUGCAAAAAUUGUUCCAAACUGCACUCAGGGGUACGCUGAAAGACUGAUAGCUGCACAGCAAAGAUCUGGGAUUUUUUUCGACACAGGCCACUAUUAUGAAAGGUACGGACAGGGAAUAGAUGAGAUGCUGGUCCCUGGCUUAUGUAUAUUCGACGGUAACCUAAAGCCGUGUGAUGCUUCGGAGUUCAGAACAACUUUCACAGAUUGGGGUAUAUGCCACACCUUUAACGCUGACCCUGACAAUGUCAGAAAAAGCCAACUGCAUGGAGUUGGGGGAGGUUUGAAUAUAUUACUGGACGCUCAAGUUGAGGAUCACACGAUUGGAAGGCUGUCUGAGGGUUUCAGUGUAAUAAUUCAUCGACAAGGGGAGUAUGUGACAGCUUGGGAUGGAAUUAACGUCCAACCAGGCAUGCAAGCAUCAAUCGCACUACACCAAAAAAGGGUGAGUCUCCACCUAAAAAUAAAGGCAAGGUAGGAUUAUUGUAAGAGUGAUUGUCUGCCUUAGGUGGAUUUCCACUGUCGCGCAAUUUUUACCUGCGUGUCCACGCCCCUAAAUUUUAACUCGUGUAAAUAAAAAAGAGGCAAGGCAUGAAGUGUGGCGCUUAAAUGUGAAGUUGACCGAGGUUCGACUUUUACGAUUUCGUGCGACCUUUCAUACUUAACCACUUUUCUAUUUGUGAACGUAAAUUUUUAUGCACGUAAGGAAGGACAAAAAUUACGUGACAACAAGUGAGAGUGAAAAAGACGAAACCUUCAUUUGAUUAGUCAUGUCCAAACUGAAUUCUAACACUAUUUGUCUGAAAUGCCUUUCACCCCUUACCAAGAAUGUGAAAGCCUCGCGGGUCCUCAUCACUGUUCCAAUUUUUUGGCAGAUAAUAAAUCUCGAGACACCUUACGAAACAAAGUGUGAAAACAGAAAAUUAAAGACAAGGAGAUCCUAUACAACGAAAGGCUGUUUGUUCGAGUGUGUUGCGGAAGCCAUCAUCGAGAAGUGUAAAUGUCGUUCUGCUGAGUAUCCGGGUAAAAGUUAUAGCCAUUUUUGGCUAGGUUUUACACUAGACGAGACUUUUCCGGACUCAUGAAGACUCCAGUACGUUUUGCAGGGGCGGAUCUAGGGGGAGGGUGCAGGGGGUGCGCACCCCCCCCCCCCCCCGGCGACCCCCCCGGUUUUUAUACACACUGGCGAAGAGGGGAGGGCACACGCGGGGACCCCAAUGUGGUUUAUUGGUGUUGAAGUAGAGCAAGAGACGAGUGCACCCCCUCCUAAAAAAAAUCCUGGAUCCGCCGAUGUUUUGCAUUUAACCGAAAUAAAAAUGUUCUUGUUUGUUCGCGUACCCUGAGCUUUUGAAUCGGGAAUCUAAGAUGAUUAUUUUUUAGAUCCGAAUAAAUGUUAUGGGAUAAACUGAUCUAAUAUGUAAACGCCUGCGAAUCCGAAUAUCCCAGUGGGUUAGAUCCGGAAACAGAUUUGAAUCCGGAAAAAUCUCGCCUAAGGUAAAUCUAUCCCUUAUUUUUUCUAGUUUCUGCUUAUCUUUGUGUUAGCUAUAUGUUAUUCAUUAAUUUUAACAAAACAUGUCAUAAAUUUAUGAAAACAGAACAAAAACCAGAACAAAAACAAAAAACAAGAAAGAAAGAAUAGACAUGGUAAUCAAAAUGAAAAAAGAGGAAGGCGAAAUGGUAUCAAGUUUAUUAUUCAUAAGUAGGCUGAGUAUGAUCGUCCUGGUGAACGUAGUCCCGAAUAGGACUGUUGUUUUUCACAAUGACUGACGUUUCGACAACCUGUGCUGUAGUAAUGUUCAGAGUCAAAGUGAGUAGUAUCACGUCAGUUGAUGGUUUUUAGUCAAAUUGUCACUUGUCCAACUGGACAACUGACAGUUUGACUAACAAUAAACGACAGUUUAACUUUGACAACAGCCGGAUCGAAACGCACCAAUGACAUUACGAGUCUUCAUAGCCAAUAACGUAACGGCCUAACUGGCAGACGACUAAUAACAUCGCGACUUAAUUGACCAAUCAGAUCAAUAAUCAGAGUUAAAUAUCAUCCGAUGACUGACGUAAUACAACUCGCUUUGACCUGCCCUAGGGUGGUUUCGCGUCUUUGGCAGAUCUCCCUCUCUGUUUGUUUUAUUCUUUGCGAAAUACUCUAGCCAUACCCCAGAAAGCAAUUACAGUGGAUUUUAGUUACUUGGCCUGACGUUAAAUAACCAAAAUGGCCAUGUCGGUUGUUUGCAGUUUCAGUAGUAUAAGGCGCACCGAAUUAGUCCUCGUUAGGGAGAAAAUCUGAUUAAAGAGAGAAGGGAUAUAAUCAAGUCGAAGACGUAAUAGGGUGAUUUAAUUGAGAUGUUGAGGAAAAACAAAAAACACAGUUCGGGGAGGAAGAAAAAAGAUUACAGAAAUGUGGUGGCAGUUGUUGGUAAGAUGCAAGAGUCCUGGUAAGAGUAGUGGUGGUGGAGAAAAGAAAGUACAGUUGUGGUCAUGUUGGAGGGGAGGCAACGCAAAUGCAAUGGUGUUAGAGGGAAGCCAAUAGAGUUGUAGUUGUGCAAAGAAGGGAAUAAAGCUAUGGUGGUUCAACGGUGGGCAAUACAGCUGUGGUGGUGUUAGAGGGGAAGCAAUACAGUUGUGAUGGUGGUGAAGGGAAGGCAAUACAGCCCUGGUGGUGUUGGAGGGGAAGCAAUACAGUUGUGAUGGUGUUGGAGGGGAAGCAAUACAGCCGUGGUGGUGUUGGAGGGGAGGCAAUACAGCCGCAGUCGCAGUGGUGUUGGAGGGGAAGCAAUACAGCCGUGUUGUUGUUGGAGGGGAAGCAAUACAGCUGUGGUGGUGUUGGAGGGGAAGCAAUACAGUUGUAAUGGUGGUGAAGGGAAGGCAACACAGCUGUGGUGGUGUUGGAGGGGAAGCAAUACGUUGUGAUGGUGGUGAAGGGAAGGUAAUAUAGCUGACUUAGUGAGAUUCAACAGCAUUUUAAUUAUGACAUGAAGGCAAAACUAGGGGGCUAAGACUAUUUAGUAUCUCUUUCAAACAUUGUUUUGAGAUGAUGUGCAUGCUGAUAAAAGGUUAAAUUCGUUAUUAACUGUGAUACAGCAUUUUUUUUCGUUCUAAAUUACCCAAAGCUGUCUACCUGAUCUCUAAAGUUUACUAUGUUCUGGCGUUCAACAGCAGUUUAAUUCUGUUAUGACAAACAUGAUUUGCUAUUUCUACUAUAAUUGUCAUUGUUUAACAGCGGAGAAGAUGAUGCGAACUUGUGGGAAAGUGGAUCAGCUGUGCGCUCUAAAUGCUACACGUAAGAAGCAUUAACCUAAGGACUUAAAGUAAUCUUUUUGUUUUUUGAGUGAUCGCGUUUGAAAUUAAAUCGCCUUCUCUGAAACUGGGAAGAGAAUUUAUGUUUUAAUUCCUCGUACCAUAGGAUCAAACCUUUCUAAACGCAAAAUGUGGCUAGCUUUAUAAUUAAAAGCAAUAGUGCUCGUAAUCGAACUCGUACGUCAUACUGGAAAAAAUUUUUUUUAGACCAAAUGGGUCAACGAAGCUGACCAGGAAACGCCCACAAAAUUAAUAAUAAUUAUUUAUAUCUUGUAUCACAGUAGUGUUUGUCGUAACAUCAUAUAAUGACCGUAUCUUUAUGCCUUAUACUUAAUCUCAAACCAAAUUAUAAAGCUCAUUUGAGCAUUUCGUAAGUGCUCCAUGUUUUCCUGAUUUCAUCACAAAGAGGAUUGACCAACGUUUAGUGUCGAUAUUCCGUUACCUUUGAGAAAGUUGGAGACUACAUACGUCACAGUUUAAGACGUGAGUGGGUUUAAAUAUUGUCUUUAUCCGUCUUUUGCUUCUUAUCUCAAAAGGGGGUUUGUUACCCUUGGGGUGGGGCCAGUUUCUACAACAACGAUUCAUUUUAAUUAACUGUUUUACUUGUAACGUUUAUUUAUGCGAACAUAUUUGCAAAGGACCUCGUUAAAUGUACUAUAGAAUGAAGACGUUAAUAAAAAGCAAGCUAGCAGGAUUCAAUGCUGCGUGGGUAGAACAGCAGUAACUUUUCAAACUUUCCACAUUAAUUACUUGGGAGUUUAAACUACCGCUUAGCAAAUUAACACUUCAGCCAAAGCGAAUACAUGGUUAACGCGUCGUUUUUGUUCUGCUCAAUAACGCGCUCGUUCGAUGAAUGGCGUGGGUUGACCUUGCGACUUAUAUACGUGCAAAGUAGAAACUCGUAAAUUACUAGAGCGAACGUCGCUAAGGCGUGGAAAAUUUCGUAUUAUUUUGAAGGUCUCACUAAAGAAUAAUGCCAUUGAACUUCAUUCCAGUCAAUAAACAUCCUACAAGCUGCAAUUGCCCAGUCCCCUGUGAUGAAACAAGAUACACUACGGAGGUUUAUUAUUCUAGUUUCCCUGAUGCCGGUUCUGCGAAAGUGAUACAAGCCACCGGAGCGAUCCGCUCUUUUGACUAUAUGCGGUAAGUACCAGAAACUGUGCCCCUGGAUAAUAAAUAUGCGUUAUUGACCAAGUGUGGCGCCAAUUAAGACAGGAUAUCGGCCAAGUUUAUUAUGUAGCAAGAAAGAAAAGUUUAACUCUCGAGGGACUAACGCGCGCGCAUGAGCUAGAAGUCCAUCUUGCGCACUUGGGUUGCCAAUCAGAACAAAAGUACAGCAGCCCACUCCCGGAUUUGUCCAUGUAAUAUUUACUACUGGGUUUUUAGUAGGGCCAUUGAACAAUGACAAUUUUGUUUGGAAAUUGAUGAGUGUAAAAGUCAUACUUUGUCCGUCAGGAAAUUGACGCUUUGUUUUGUUGUUGUUGUUGUUUUUUGUUUGUUUUUGUUUUGCUUUAGAUAAAACACUUAAACUGGGCUAUAUUUACUAAUUAAUUAAUUGCUAAGGUUUCUUUUGGCCAGAGUAAAAAAAGAGAGAGAGCUAGUUGAAAUUAGACGUUAUUUCUGAUCUUAUAUUAAUGAAAUUGGGUAGCAAUAAGAUCAAGAAUGUUGCACACUUAAUUUUAAACAGUUUUUCAUUUACUUUUCACGGAAAAAAAUCAAACUUUGAGUAAACUUCAAGAAUUUUUGCGAUGAUCGUAGGCUUCAAGAAUAUUUGGUAACUCUUAAAGUCAGGGCCGGCGAACAUAAUCUAUCACGCCCCAUUUCUUUAUAUUUAUCCCAGUAACUCUCAGGAAUCCGAAUGUAUCAUAAACAUAAAAUGGGUGAGCCUAUACUCUCUAUCCUUACUUUAACUAAUAUGUGGUUUUCUAUGGAACGUUGGUUAUCUGUAAUUUACAUUUCCAGCAUUUGCAAUAGCAGCAAAUUCUACUGGCAAUGUUGACUAUGUGUGUCAUUGUAUUUUCUAGGAAGAACUUUGUCUUUCUUCAAAUUGGUUACAAGACACUUAGCUACGAGCUACAAGAACAGACGGUGGAAUUUGGGAUUGAAGCCCUAUUUGGUAUCAUUGUGUUUACUUAUUGCUUACUCCUAAUCAAUAUUCAGCUAGAUUUAAGGUUGUAAUAAACCAAAUGGUCAUUUCAUUUUCGGAAACUCCAAAAAUGACAUGAAACGACCGCUACUCAGUUUUUUCAUUUUUUUUUCAAUCGUGUGCCAAAAUUGAGUGCCAAAUAGCAAUGUAGUUCGUUAUGUUUUACUGAAUACCAUGGCUCAUUAUAUAUUUUUAUGCCUUGCUAACAAGGAAAACCGAAGCUAACAUUUGCUUACCGGCGAAAGAUUCUUACGGCCUGUAAUGAACCGGCGCGCUGUUAAAUUGUAGAGAAGUUGUAACUACAGUAAUAAAUCACUUGUGUAUGUGAAAGCCCGUAUUAAACGAUUUUCGCAAACGGUUUAAGCACACAUCCUCUUGAAAAUUCAUUCUUUAUUUGUGACAGGCAUAUAUCUUGUUUUCUUUCUUUCUUUUUUUUAAGGUGAAAUUGGAGGAAAUAUGGGUCUUUUUCUGGGCUGCAGCCUGAUGACAGUAUUCGAGUUUGCUGAUUUACUUGUGGCUUUGAUUUAUGUUCGUAAACUGGGCAAAGAAUAUCAGACAUGA
Messenger RNA from Porites evermanni, 10355 nucleotides. Lineage: Eukaryota; Metazoa; Cnidaria; Anthozoa; Scleractinia; Poritidae. The record is from the annotation of a GenBank genome assembly.